Molecule: messenger RNA, 2608 nt
Organism: Macadamia integrifolia
Lineage: Eukaryota; Viridiplantae; Streptophyta; Magnoliopsida; Proteales; Proteaceae
Product: uridine kinase-like protein 1, chloroplastic
Exons: 14
Coding region: 81-1613 (510 amino acids)
Cellular component (GO): chloroplast; cytoplasm
Molecular function (GO): kinase activity; ATP binding
Source: RefSeq, a predicted model, not a curated record
AGUGGUGAAACUUGAAACGUUUCGUACAAAAAGGGGGAGAGACAGAGAGAGAGAGAGAGAGAGAGAGAGAGGGAGAAUACAUGCCGGAGACGACGCUGACGAUGGAUUACGUUAUGGAGGCUUCGUCUAGUGCGCAUUUCUCCGGUCUGCGCGUCGACGGUCUUCUACGAUCAUCACAAUCUGCUUCAUCCUCUCCUCGUUCUGCUUCUUCGGCUGCUGCUACCUCUACUGAAGCUAAUUUUCCCAAACAGCCUUUUGUCAUCGGAGUUUCUGGGGGGACUGCGUCUGGUAAGACGACAGUGUGCGACAUGAUCAUUCAGCAACUUCAUGAUCAUAGAGUUGUCCUCGUCAAUCAGGAUUCAUUCUACCGUGGUUUGACACCUGAAGAGUCAGAACGUGUGCAUGAGUACAAUUUUGAUCAUCCUGAUGCUUUCGACACUGAACAACUUUUGGAGUGUGUUGGCAUACUAAAAAGUGGGCAUUCUGUCCAGGUUCCAAUUUAUGAUUUUAAGAACCAUCGUCGGUGCUCUGACAGUUUUAGACAGGUAAAUGCAUCUGAUGUCAUUAUUUUGGAAGGAAUUUUGGUUUUCCACGACCCGCGUGUGCGCAACUUAAUGAAUCUGAAGAUUUUUGUUGACACAGAUGCUGAUGUGAGGCUUGCUCGUAGAAUAAGGCGUGACACAGUUGAGAGAGGCAGAGAUGUAAACUCUGUUCUUGAACAGUAUGGAAAGUUUGUCAAGCCUGCUUUUGAUGAUUUUGUUCUGCCAUCAAAGAAAUAUGCUGACGUGAUCAUACCCCGGGGAGGUGAAAAUCAUGUUGCAAUUGACUUAAUUGUGCAACAUAUCCGAACAAAGCUUGGUCAGCAUGACCUAUGCAAAAUAUAUCCCAAUAUGUAUGUCAUUCAGUCAACUUUCCAGAUAAGAGGUAUGCAUACACUGAUUCGAGACAGGGAAAUAUCAAAGCAUGACUUUGUCUUUUACUCUGACCGUCUUAUUCGUCUGGUUGUGGAGCAUGGUCUUGGUCAUUUACCGUUUACUGAGAAGCAAGUAAUCACUCCCACAGGAUCCGUGUACACAGGUGUUGACUUUUGCAAGAAAUUGUGUGGAGUAUCCAUUGUUCGAAGUGGGGAAAGCAUGGAGAAUGCAUUACGUGCAUGUUGUAAAGGAAUCAAAAUUGGAAAGAUAUUGAUCCACCGUGACGGAGACAAUGGUAAACAGGUGAUGUUUUUUCACAGACUCGAUGCUUUGCCUUUCCUGAAGUUGAAUGAAAUUUGCAGUUCUCUUCAUAAAUUUAUUUGUCUCUUGAAGCAGCUUAUAUAUGAGAAGCUUCCCAAAGAUAUUUCAGAACGGCAUGUCUUGCUUCUGGACCCGGUUCUUGCUACAGGUAACUCUGCUAGCCAUGCAAUUGAACUUCUCUUACAGAAGGGGGUCCCGGAAUCUUAUAUAAUUUUCCUCAAUCUGAUCUCAGCCCCUGAGGGAAUCCACUGUGUUUGCAAACGAUAUCCAUCUUUGAAGAUUGUCACCUCAGAAAUUGACGACUCAUUGAAUGAUGAGUUCCGUGUCAUACCUGGAAUGGGAGAGUUUGGCGAUCGCUACUUUGGUACCGAUGAUUGAUGACUGCGUGCAACAUACCGGUGCAAUGCCCUCUAAGAUGGUGCUAAAGUUAUGUGAAGCUUCAGGGGAGCAAUGUUUUUGGAAGUCCAGUAGAGUAUGAACUGAUGAACCAAUUGGAUUGAUGGGAUCACUUCAACUUUUGGUUCCCUAUUACAAUCUGUUAGAUUGUGCAUUUCAAGUCGUAAGUCCUCCAGGUUUUACAAGGAGGUCCAAUUGAUUGGAAUAAUGGUAGAAGGUUCAGUCUGCCGAGCAAAUGCCCGGGUUCGAUUCUUCAGAGCGGCCACUCUGCGUGAAAAAAAUUAAAUGUUAGGUCUCUCUUCAAACUUAAUCCUCACAGGACCUUGCAUAGACGGGACCAGCACUGUGUAAUGACCAUUUAGCAGGUUUUACAAGACUUGAAGUUGAAACGAUGGGAACAUCAAACGUGGGAAGGUCUUGCCAGUCUGGGCUUUGUAUCAAUAAGAAAAAUUCUUUGACAGCUUAAUCCUUGGCCCAUCCCUGAGAGGUGAAGGAGAUCAUUUCUAAGAUCCAGAUCGGCCCAGAUGGUCGAACGGUUGACCCACUACUCGAGCAUGGAAAUGGGUUGACCAACUGGCAUUGAAUGUUUCAUCUCUGAACGGUACAGUGGGUCAAACCCAGCCUCUAUAGCGGUUUAAGAUCGGGCCAGUUUUCAGGAAGUUGGAAAUUAGAGUGGGUUCUUGAGCAAGUUUAACUAUCAUCCUGGUUGCAAUUACGUAUUAUACGACCUAGUCUUCACUAUUAAGAUAGGCAUUAGGCAGUCUUGCAGUCUUGCUUUCAUUUGCAGUUCCUUAAGAGGUGACUUAACUAUUUUUCUAUUAAGGGCACGUUUUUUUGUGGGUAAGAGCACCUGCGCUGUUUUUUCCUAGGAAAAAUUUUACAUAUUUUUUUACUGAUUUUACCUGAUAUAUUUGGAAGUCAAAAAACAGAAAAAAGUACAAAAGUCAAAAGUAUACAAUGAUAUUUUUAUGUGCCUA